GAACCUAUUGCAUUUGAUCUAUCAGCAUGAGCGACGUGUACGUGGCCCUCUAUAUCGCCACCACCUGCGACGACAGCAGCACGUACAUCUCCCGGGAUGCCACCGAGAUCAUCGAGUUGGCGUGGAGUGUUAUCGACGCCGCCUCGCUCGAUAUCACCCACUCCGGCCGAGUCUUGGUGUGCCCCACCAACACCCCCAUCACUCCCUACUGCACACACGUGACACGUUUGACCUACGAAGAUGUUAAGUGCGCUGUGCACUUCAAGGACGCGGUGGCCCAGUUCGACAAAGCUCUUCAAACGACGGUGAUCAGUGAAGGUAAACAGUUUUCGUUUGUGUCGAUGGAUAUCAGUAAAUUACGGGUCCAGCUCCCACGUGAAGCCCGCGAUAAGGCGGUGGUGUUGCCUCCCUACCUCCAGCACCCACGGGCAUUUGACUUACAAAAUGAGUACUGUAAAUGGCAGACUCCCGUGCUGGACUUGACGCCGCCACCGCUGGCGUCGUCUGCCACGCCGCCGCCCGCUGGUACCACUGAUUCCCACCCCCCGGCCAUCAGCACCAUCUACGCCAAGAUCCUUGUCCAGCUCGCUAAAAAAUCCCUCCCUGUUGAAGCUCACCCUUCCGUGUUGUCAAAGCCGUACGACUCAAGCCAGGAUGUCAAAUCGUUUUUGAACGAACGGUCUAAAAUCUUGUACAUAGCCAAUUUGCUGUAUGACACCACCCAAUCAGAGCUUGAGCUGUGGUUCACCCAGUACGGUGCUCGUCCCAUAGCAUUUUGGACCCUCAAAAACCUCGAGCUGGGGCUGCAGAACGGGUCCAAUGCCGGCAUCAAUGCUGGUAAAUCAAAGCUGAAGGGAAUUUCUGGAUUUGCAGUGUUUGGCACCCACGAAGAGGCUACCGAGACGCUCUCGCUAAACGGGCGCGCGUUGAACGAUCGCGCCGUGGAAAUCCAGCCGCUGUCGACCCACGUUUUGGACAAGGCCAGCGAGCUUUUGACACCAUUUCCUCCCUCCAAAAACCGUCCUCGUCCCGGGGACUGGACCUGCCCUUCAUGUGGAUUCUCCAAUUUCCAGCGACGGACAGCGUGUUUCCGGUGUCUGUUCCCCACGACCAGCGCGGUGACAUUUCUGGAACACCUCCAUCCUAAUGGUCCUCGUCGCCAAACCAGCGCCCCGCCAGAGCGCAUCGAUAAGCAGAACAUGGGCGGAAUUUACUACGACUCGUACCACGGACAGGGCCACCACCGCCCCAACAGCGCCGGCGGCCACCACAACCCCGCGAACUCAGUACCGUUUCGCGCUGGAGACUGGAAGUGCACCAACGAUCAAUGUCAGUACCACAACUUUGCAAAGAACUUGGUAUGCUUAAAGUGUGGAAUGAACAAGCCUUUAAAUAUGCAUUCGAAGGUGGGCCACAUGCACAACAUCAACUCUACGGCAGCGGCUAUCGCUGCUGCCACUGCCAGCGGCCAGCCGUUGAAUUUGAAUUCGCAGCCCCAAAAACAAACACAGUAUAAAAUAGGAUCGACGAACUUGAGUAGAACCAGUUCCAAUGGAACACAUCUGUCGAUAGGCCAGACUAUGGCAUCUCAAACAAUGGGCCAGCUGUUGUCGAAUCAGCUGGUGCAACAGCCUCACAUCCUUUCGCAGCAAUAUGUUGCUGGCACCAAGUUCUCGUCGCCCGCGCCUGCCACCACCGCCAGCUCGCCCGGUAUGUAUCAGGCCUACGGCUAUUCGCAGUACCAAGCGAUGAACGGCCAGGAUCCGGCCCUCAACUUCAACUCCAUCUCCAACCAAUUCAACUCGUUGAACUUAAACAACAACUAGUUGGCAUUGGCAUUUCAUAUUUGCAUCAAGGUUAUAGAUAGCGGAGGUACCGCUUGGGUAUUGUAGUGUACCGGGUAUUGGAAUGAAUAUAAUUAUGGACCCUCU
Yamadazyma tenuis ATCC 10573 is the source of this 1931-nucleotide messenger RNA. Lineage: Eukaryota; Fungi; Ascomycota; Pichiomycetes; Serinales; Debaryomycetaceae. The record is from RefSeq and is a predicted model, not a curated record.